UCAAAGCUCACUAAUAUUUAUUCUUCCGAUGUAGUGAUACCUACAAUCAGCAAGAUGAAAUUUCUUCAGGUGAUUACUAGUAUGUGUUCUCUCUUUCUAGUAAUACCAUUCAGCACGUCUGACACGGAGUUUAUUGCGGCCGUGUACGAACAUGCAUUUGUAAAUCAGUUAAAGAAUAAAACAGACGUGUCAACAAGGCGAGAAGCCUUGCGUAUUGUCAUGGAUAACAUGGAUGUUUAUGAAAAACAAAUUCUUGAAGCUAAAUCAAAGAAUGUCGUAAUAAUUGUUUUUCCUGAGUACGGUCUGACUGGUUUUGAUCACACCCGUGAGUCAUUUCGACCUUUUCUGGAAAAUAUACCUGAUCCAACAAAGCAAGAAUGGAAUGCUUGUGAAGCCAAGCCUGACAACUCCACAGCAAUUAUGAAACGACUAAGUUGCCUGGCAAAGAACAAUGAUAUUUACAUCGUCGUUAAUAUGGGAGACAUAAAGCUAUGUAAUAAGACAACUGAUCCACAUUGUCCAGCAGAUGGAAGAUAUCAAUAUAAUACAAACGUCGUGUUUGAUAACGCUGGAAAACUAAUAGCCAGAUAUCACAAACAACACCCCUUUCUAAACGAAAUGAAAGUGAUAAACCGUCCAGUAGAGCCAGAAUUUAUUACCUUUGAGACACCGUUUGGUAGAUUUGGAACAUUUACAUGUUUUGAUGCUCUCUUUCAUGAUCCGGCCAUUCCGUUGGUGGAGAAAUACAAUAUUGAUCACGUGGUAUUCCCCACAGCAUGGUUUGAUGUAUUACCGCUGUUUGCUGCUAUCGGAUUUCACAGCUCUUGGGCUCGUGGCAUGAGAGUGAACUAUCUUGCGGCUAAUACGCAUGUUCCUGUAUUUCUUAACACAGGUAGUGGAAUUUACAGUCCAACUGGUGCAAGGUCAUUUUACAGAAGUUUAACUGAGAAAGGUCAGCUGUUAAUUGCUAGCCUUCCUGCAUCACCUCGAAAAACAUCCCGAAAUGAAACCCAGAUAAAUGCUCGCCAAAAUCUUAAUUAUUUGAGCGAUGGCAGCAAAACUAACGUUGACAUGGAAGAUGAGUUUUAUUCCGACCUAUUUGGCGACCUCUUUUUAUUCAAAGAGUUAAGCAAAGAGGAGGACUCUUUGAAAGUAUGUUACAACGGCAGUACAACAUGUUGUUUGCUUACAUACAAGAUGGUUGAGAAACAAACAAAUGAGAUGUAUGCAUUAGGAGUAUUUGACGGACUGCACACCAAAGAAGGACAAUACUACUUAAGAAUAUGUGCGUUGAUUAAAUGUCUAAAUCUCGAUCGAAAUAGCUGCGGUCAACGUGUAUACGACGCCAAUACUAUUUUCAACUCCUUUCUUUUAAAAUCCCAGCUAAAUACGCCAUAUGUGUUCCCCCAAGUCGUCGCUGACGGAGUAUCUCUUUUGCCUGGGGAAUGGAAUUCAAGUAUGCCUCCAACUUCCUUGCAAACUACACAAAAACUCAGCAAAGGAUUGUUGACAGCAGCGCUGUUUGGACGUGUCUACAAUUUAGACCCCUUACCUUCAACCGGCAGUACAAGACCCUGUUGUGCUCCUAGUGUCCUAAUAUUAGCAUGCUUAUUUUUCGGACAGUCAUACUACCACUAUAGCUAGAUACUUUAAGGCUAAAUGCUAAUGCAAAUUUCCUCUUGCAGUCUUGUUAUUUGAUGUGUGGAUAUAAGUAAUAAAAACUGGGGUUAAUUGUAAUUGUGAUAUGUUCGAUAUGUUGUUAGUAUGUUUAAUAACGUAAGAUUCCUCUUGAUUCCUCCAUAAUGCAUGCUAUAAUUUGCAUUUCGAAAUCAAUACAUAUAUACAACCAAUUGUAAUCUUAUACUAUAGACACGAAAGUA
Messenger RNA from Dendronephthya gigantea, 1880 nucleotides. Its product is annotated as pantetheinase-like. The transcript is spliced from 3 exons. The record is from RefSeq and is a predicted model, not a curated record. Lineage: Eukaryota; Metazoa; Cnidaria; Anthozoa; Malacalcyonacea; Nephtheidae. Gene Ontology annotation, molecular function: hydrolase activity, acting on carbon-nitrogen (but not peptide) bonds, in linear amides. The coding region runs from base 55 to 1644 and encodes 529 amino acids.